AUGGGUGCCGGGAGCUCCACGGAGCAGCGGAACCCGGAGCAGCCGGAGGCGGGGAGCGCGACGCCGGCCGAGCCCGAGCCCAGCGGCGGCGGCCUUGCGGCGGAGGCGGCGCCCAGCGCGCCGGGAGAUCCGGCCAUCGCUGCCGCCGACCGCGCCACCAAGCUCCUGCAGAAGAAUGGUCAGCUGUCUAGUGCCAAUGGCUUAGCUGAGGAAGAAGAGUUCAGCCCCCAGGAGGGAGCCCUGAAUGGCCAGGAGGAAGAAGCCAUUGUCACAGAUGUUGGACAGAGAGAGUCUGAAGAUGUGAAUGAAAGAGCCUCAGAUAAGGCGAUGGCUGCUGGCUCCGUGGUCACUCAAGACCUAGCAAAGGAUGGGCAGGAGGAAAUGCCUGAAAUCAUCGACCAGAUUCCUUCUUCAGAAAGCAAUUUAGAAGAACUGAUACAACCUACUGAUGCCCAGGCUAAUGAUGUUGGAUUUAAGAAGGUGUUUAAGUUUGUUGGCUUUAAAUUUACUGUCAAAAAGGAUAAGACCGAGAAGCCCGACACUGUUCAGCUACUCACUGUCAAAAAAGAUGAAGGGGAAGGAUCAGGAGCCGCAGACGGGGCUGGUGACCACCAGGAACCCAGCCAGGAGACCGGAGAGGCAACCGCCAAAGACCGUGAACUAAAACAAUCCACGGAGAAACCCGACGAAACCCUUAAGCAUGAGCCAAGCAACACAGAGAUUUCUCUCCAGGCUGAGUCUGGUCAAGCAGCAGAGGAAGGCAGAGAGGACGGGGAAGAUAAACAAAAAGAACCCACCAAAUCUCCUGAGUCACCAGCUAGUCCGGCGGCCAGCGAAACAGCGUCACCCUUCAGAAAGUUCUUCACACAAGGCUGGGCUGGCUGGAGAAAAAAGACCAGUUUCAGGAAGCCGAAGGAGGAGGAGCUGGAAGCUUCAGAGAAGAAAAAGGACCAAGAGCCCGAAAAAGGAGAAACGCAGGAACAGGAAAAGAGAGAAGAUACCUCCGAGAAAGUGGCAGCUUCCGAGCAAGAGCGCCCCCAGGAGAUCGCCGAGAGCGUUGACGCUGCCAGACUGUCCGCGGAAUUUGAAAAAGUCGAGCUGCCCUCUGAAGAUCAAGUGCAGGGAGCCCCCGAAGAGAGACCCGCCCCUUUAGCCACAGAAGUAUUUGAUGAUAAGGUAGAGAUUGUUGCCGAAGUCCACGUUAGGAUGCCGGAGAAGACAGAAGAGGAGAAGGCUGAGGGAGAAGAAGCAGUGGAGCCCCUGCCCUCUGAGAAAGGGGUAGAAUCCCAGGCUGAGCUCGAGAAAGCCGAGCCUCCUGAGGAGCCGAGGAAGAUGAAAGAAGUGUGCACCCCCGGAGGGGACCACCCCCAGCCGGCCGACCUGAGCCCCGAGGAGAAGGUGCUCUCUGCACACCCGGAGGGCGUCGUGAGUGAGGCAGACAUGCUGUCCUCCCAAGAGAGAAUGAAAGUUCAAGGAAGCCCUUUAAAGAAACUUUUUACCAGCACUGGCUUAAAAAAGCUUUCUGGAAAGAAACAGAAAGGGAAGAGAGGAGGAGGAGGGGAUGAAGAGUUGGGGGAGCACCACCAGGUCGCAGCAGAGUCUCCGGACAGUGCAGAUGAACAGAAGGGCGAGAGCUCUGCCUCGUCCCCGGAGGAACCGGAGGAGAUCGUGUGUCUAGAGAAAGGCCUCGGGGACGCACAGCAGGAGGGGGAGGCUGAGGAAGGGACUACCUCCGACGGGGAGAAGAAGAGAGAAGGUGUUACUCCCUGGGCAUCUUUCAAAAAGAUGGUGACGCCCAAGAAACGUGUCAGGAGGCUUUCUGAAAGUGACAAAGAAGAUGAGUUGGAGAAAGUCAAGAGCGCCACCUUGUCCUCCACGGAGAGCGCGGCCUCCGAGAUGCAGGAGGAAGCCAAGGGAAGUGGAGAAGAGCAGAAGCCAGAAGAACCCAAGCGCAGGGUUGAUACCUCAGUAUCUUGGGAAGCUUUGAUUUGUGUGGGAUCAUCCAAGAAAAGAGCGAGAAAAACAUCGUCUUCUGAUGAUGAAGGGGAACCGAAAACGAUGGGAGGAGACGGCCAGAAACCGGAUGAUGCAGGAAAAGACAAAGAAACUGGACCGGACGCUGCGCUUGCCGGUUCUCAGGAACAGGAUCAAGGGCCAGGCAGCCCCUCACCUGAGCAAGCGGGUAGCCCCACCGAAGGAGAGGGGGUUUCCACCUGGGAGUCCUUUAAAAGAUUAGUCACUCCAAGGAAAAAAUCGAAGUCAAAACUGGAAGAGAAAAGCGAAGAUGCUGUACCUGGGUCUGUUGUAGAACAUUCUGCGUCAGAUGCUGAACCCGGGAAAGAGGAGUCUUGGGUUUCCAUUAAGAAAUUUAUUCCCGGACGAAGGAAGAAAAGGUCAGACGGGAAAGCGGAACACGCCACUGCUGAGGAUGCGGGGCCGCCAGAGGUCAACGAAGACGACUCUGAUGUCCCGGCCGUGGUGCCUCUGUCUGAGUAUGAUGCGGUGGAAAGGGAGAAAAUCGAAGCUCAGCAAGCCCAAAAAAGCGAGGAGAAGCCCGAGCAGCAGGUAGCUGUUGCUGUGUCGGAGGAGCUCAGUACGAAUCUGGUUCAUGGCGUGAAGGUGACUGCCCUCGACGGGGCAAGGGCUGUUAGCAGUGUCGAAGAGAGGUCGCCGUCUUGGAUAUCCGCUUCGGUGACAGAACCUCUUGAAGAAACAGAAGAGGAAGCCAGACCCCUAACUGGGGAGGUACUUGAAGGAGAGGUCCUUGCAAAAGAAACCUCCGUUGUUACCAAAACUCUGCCAGAGGGCCAAGAUGCCACUGAUGACAUGGUCGUGAGCGAGGCGGAAUUAACUUCGGAGGCCGUGACGGCUGCAGAAGGUGCGGAGGCAUUUUGUGCUGAAGAAGCCGCAGAAGCAUCUGGAGCUGAAGAGACCGCUGACAUGGUCUCAGCUGUUUCUCAGCUCACCGACUCUCCAGAAACCACAGAGGAAGCAACACCCGUUCAGGAGGUGGAGGGCAGUGGGCCAGACCUGGAAGACCAAGAGAGGCGGACUCAAGAGGUCCUGUGGGCAGUUGCGGAGAAAGUUCGAGAAGGAUCACCGCUGCCUGAUACCAGGGGGCCAGAAGACAUGAUUCAGACAACACAGGAUGUAGGAGCCAAAAUACUGGAGAAGCUGGAUGGAGCCGAAGAGGAUGCUCCAGGGCUAGACUUGAAGAAAGAGGCAGAUGCAGUGUUGGAAGUGAAGGCACAGGAAGCUAAAGCUGAGACUUUGACACAAGCCGAAGUAGUCAUCCAGGCCACCCCAGAAGGCUUUGAGAAAGUUCCUGUAGUCACAGACAGUGUGGACUCCAGUGAGCCUAGAACCACUUGUCAAGCUGAAACCUUGGUUGGGGUAAAACCAGAAUUGAUUCUGGAGCAGGCUGUUGCUCCUGAAUCCGCUGAAACCCUUACAGACAGCGAGACCAACGGAAGCACCCCAGUAGCAGAUCUCGAAGCUCUCCCUGUGACACAGCAAGAGCAGAUCCUGGAGAUGCACGAAGAUUCCCAGGUCCCAGAAGCAGAAGCAGUUUCUGUCCCCAAACAGCUGCCUCCAACACCUGCUAGUUUUCCAUCCCAGGAAGAAAUUAAAGGACUUUCAGAAACAGAAGAGGUUCUAGAACAUAUGGACAAAGAGGUACCGGUGGAAACCGUACCCAUUCUUUCAAAGAUGGAUGUGAUUGAAGAGGAAGGUCAAUUUACUGGUGGGGAGAGCAGAGAGAAACCGCUUCUCGAAGGCCCUGUCACAGGUGCAGACCUCGAGCCUACCGGGAGUCAGGAAACAAGUGAAGUUGUCUUUGAAGAUGAAGCUCCUAAAGAAUCUGAAUUUCAGAAGGAUGACGACACCGAAAUCCACAGCCCUACACCAUCUCCCACCCCAGCGGGGGGAGAGAUGGAAGUUCAAGGAGAAAUGGAGGAGACGGAAGCAGAGCCAGCUCAAGCCACCCAAGAGGAACUGGAGCAAAAAGCAGCUGUGACCACAUCUGAGGAGCUUCGUAAGCACCUGGGGCCGACAGACGGCGUGGCCAUCCUCCAGGGGGAAGAGGAGGUUACCGCUUGGGAAGGUUCUCCCCGGCCAGUGCAGGAGGAAGCGGUACGCACAGAAGUUCAAGUCCAGACCCCAGAGGCGUCAUUAACUCCAGCGGCUGCAGCAGUGGAGGAGAAGGUCUUAGAAGAAACUGUCAAGAUUUUAGAAACCACGGAAACUCAGGAAUCUGCAGACGCACAGUUAGUACCAGAGGAAGAAUCCUCCGAAAAAGAUGAAGACUUGACCGCCCGGCCAGAGGACAUCGAGGCGCCCACAGGGACUGAGGCUCAGCCAGACUCCACAUCCGUGACCACAGCGGCUGCCCCUGAAGGAGGCAUCAGUGCUGACCUGGAAGGAGAGAAAACCGCACCCCGGAGACCGUCCCCGGAGGAAGAGGACGCGCCCACUGCUGGUCCGGAAGUCCAAGGGAGUGAAACAAGAAAGGAAGAUGGAAAGGCUGAAACCGAGAUUUCUAAACUUGAGACCGAGAGCAGUAAACUUGUACAAAAUGUAAUCCAGACCGUUGUUGAUCAGUUAGUGAGCACGGAGGGAACAGCCGCUGAUUUGCAGACACAGGCCCUGCCGAUGAUCGCCGACGCCCCGGAGGGGAGGGCGCACCCUGAGACCGAAGAAGGGGAGCCGCAGGCCACUGCACGGGAUGGAACUCGAGCUGUGGUGGCCAAAGGAGAAGCCACGCUCACCGCCGGGGAACAGACCCGUUCCGACGCGUGCGAAGCUGUGAGUGAAGCUUCCGCCGAGGUGGCAAGUGCUGAGGUAGAACCUUCCAGCAUAAAUGACCAGCAGCUCGAAGAGGCAGUUCUCCUGUCCGAGGAAAAGAAAGAAGCAACCGGGACCGAGUCUGUUGCAGAAGAUGGUGAUCGUGCCGGCUUAGAAGAAAGGCUAGAGGGGUCCUUCUCUGAACCCCAAGAAGAUGAAAAAGGUCAUGUUGUUGAGCGGGAAAACCAGCACUCAGCCCUGGAAGGUGUGGCGGCCCCAGGAGGCUUGAGCAAAGAGUCCUCAGACACAGAUGGACCAACACUGAAGGAGAAGGAAGAUGGCCAGGAAGUAGAAUUUCCAGAAGGAAAAGUCCACAGCGAGUUAGAAGAAGAGAUCAAAACCGAAAUGCAGGACGACACUCAGAAACAGGAGGGAGAACCGACAAAAUCCGAACCCACAGGAUCCUAAAACGUCAUGUCCAGCCCACGUGUUUGCAAGACCUGAAUAUGAAGAUGAGCAGUAGGAAGGAGGGGAUGGAUGCUGCUGACGAGACUCGAGACCAGUGUUCCAGACUCAAAACCGAAGAACAGGUCCCUCGACUCAACUUUCUGGAGCCCCUGACAAUCCUGAGGCUGCAUCGGGAGCUAGAGCCAUCUAACACUUCCUCCUCGCAGGGCCACCCCCCUCACUUUGCCCUGAUACCCUGUUCCAGUGUUUCUGAUUGAAGGUCCUGAAUUCUUAACCUGGAACUGGAGUUGGCCAAACCUGGUUCUGCUUCUCAAACUGGAGUAUCUUCCUUUAUGUAUUUAUAUGUAUGUUUUAAGUAACCCUCCUUCUGUAUCUAUUGUAUAUUUUUUUUUCUUAACGAUUAAGGAAAUGUGCAGGAUGGUACAUUCCUUUUGUGUCGCCCAGGAUAA
Enhydra lutris kenyoni (northern sea otter) is the source of this 5699-nucleotide messenger RNA. RefSeq names its product A-kinase anchoring protein 12. Gene Ontology annotation, molecular function: protein kinase A binding; calmodulin binding. The record is from RefSeq and is a predicted model, not a curated record. NCBI's taxonomy places the organism in Eukaryota, Metazoa, Chordata, Mammalia, Carnivora, Mustelidae. Gene Ontology annotation, cellular component: cytoplasm. Gene Ontology annotation, biological process: regulation of protein kinase C signaling; signal transduction. The transcript has 4 exons. The coding region runs from base 1 to 5250 and encodes 1749 amino acids.